Messenger RNA from Colletotrichum abscissum, 1224 nucleotides. Its product is annotated as homeobox domain-containing protein. Bases 1 to 1224 code for a protein of 407 amino acids. The record is from RefSeq and is a predicted model, not a curated record. Gene Ontology annotation, molecular function: RNA polymerase II cis-regulatory region sequence-specific DNA binding. Gene Ontology annotation, biological process: regulation of transcription by RNA polymerase II. NCBI's taxonomy places the organism in Eukaryota, Fungi, Ascomycota, Sordariomycetes, Glomerellales, Glomerellaceae. The transcript is spliced from 3 exons.
AUGUCUAUGCUCGCCAUGGCUGCUCCGUCCCCCCAUUCAGCAUUCAAGAACUACCCCUGGGAUGGCGGCAGGUCUUCCUCAGACUACUCCUCGCGCCCUCGUACUGAGCCCGAGAGAAUCGCCUUGCCAUCAAUUCGUCAGGCCAUCCCAGAACUCCACCUUCGCCUGCAACCCCAGGAGGCAUCAACCACCAGAACUACCUCUUCCAACACCUCGCCAACAGUCGGAUAUGCCGGUGUCAUGACGCCUCCCGAGUACGUUCACUCGCCAAACUCAAACAAGAGGAGGAGACUCUCAAUCGACGAGGAGCAGGAGAGUGAGAGAGCCAGCCGUGUCCCCAGACUUUAUGAGUCUCCUGCUCGCAUUCCUCAGCGCCAGAUUUCCCCGUCAGUUCCUUCCCGCGCUGCCACUGAGAGCUGGACUGGAUCCGCAAGGACGAGCCCUUACAUGUCUUCAUCUGGCAUGCCUUCCAUGAGAUCCCCCGCCAUGGAAGUCAACGAGCGUCUCGAGUCUCGCCCAACACUUCCCAGCCUCCCGCCCAUGAACUUCGAGAGGGAAUCGAUCCCCAUGCAACGUGUUCGCGGCCACUCCCAAGACGAGUUCCAGCCCAUCCGCCCUUCCAUGGCCAUGUCUUCAGGACCCAUGAUGGAGGCCACUCCUUCAUACCGCCCCAGCGGAUACGCCUAUGGAUACCACCACCCCAGCCGAGUCCAGUCUCUUUCCCUCGGCUCCAUUCACCCCUUCGACCGCACACCAUUCUCAGCCGCCGGCUACGGUCACUACCCUGAGUUCAUGCGCAUCGGAGAGCUUGGAGCCAUGGGAAUGCACGGUGACAGCAAGCAACGCAAGCGCCGUGGCAACCUGCCAAAGGAGACGACUGACAAGCUGCGUGCUUGGUUCGUCGCUCACCUGCACCAUCCCUACCCCACGGAGGACGAGAAGCAGGAGCUCAUGCGUCAGACCGGUCUGCAGAUGAACCAGAUCUCCAACUGGUUCAUCAACGCGCGGCGCCGUCAGCUUCCUACCAUGAUCAGCAACGCCCGUGCAGAGUCCGACGCCAUGUCCAGCCGCAGCGGCGAGAGCAAGAUCCUCCCGUCGACAGAGCGCAGCGAGUACGACGACGGCAAGCGCAACAGCGUCCCCCUCAGCGAUGGCGAGGCCUUUGACGAGGACAUGGACCUGAAGCAACGGCGCUCUGCACACAUCAAGAGGGGAAGCAUUUAG